AGAAGAGAAGCAAUGCUGAGUAGCUGUCAACACAGGGAACUGCUGACAGUUAAGAGAAACAUCAGCUGAAAAAUCACAUUAGUUAGUUUUGUAAGGGACGCAACGAGUGAAGGCUCGUCAGAUCCAAAUCUAAUCAUGGUUUCCAUCGAACAUGUAGCUCACAAAAUACUGACCUACAUGCCCUAUGUUCUUGUUUUGAUUGACAUGAGAUAUGAAGGAGUGAAAUGUGGCAGAGAGGGAAGUGUGGACAAUCAUAUGGAGAUGGGGAAGAAACUGCUUGCUGCUGGCCAGCUAGCCGAUGCCCUAUCUCAUUUCCAUGCUGCUGUGGACGGAGAUCCCAAGAACUACAUGGCCUUCUAUAGGAGAGCUACUGUGUAUCUGGCUAUGGGGAAGUCAAAAUCUGCACUGCCAGAUUUGAGCAGAGUCAUUGAACUCAAACCAGACUUCACAUCUGCACGACUUCAGAGAGGAAAUCUACUUUUGAAGCAGGGGAGACUGGAUGAAGCAGAAAGUGACUUUAAGAAGGUGCUCAAGUCCAACCCCAGCGACAAAGAAGAGAGGGAAGCCCAGAGUCAGCUGACAAAGUCAGAUGAAAUUCAGCGGCUGGUGGCUCAGGCUCGCAGCAGCUUCAACAGCAAGGAUUACGUGACAACUGCCAACCAGCUUAACACUGUCAUUGAGACUUGCAUUUGGGAUGUUACCUCUCGUGAGAUGCGAGCAGAGUGUUUUAUUCAGAUGGGAGAGAUGGGAAAGGCCAUCAGCGACCUUAAAGCUGCCUCUAAAUUAAAGAGUGACAAUACCCAGGCCUUCUACAAACUCAGCACCAUCUACUAUAACCUUGGAGACCAUGAGAUGUCCCUCAAUGAGGUGCGCGAGUGCCUAAAGCUGGAUCCUGAUCACAAGCAGUGCUACAGCCACUACAAGCAGGUCAAGAAGCUCAACAAACAGAUCCAAUCUGCAGAGGGACUCAUCCAAGAGCAGAGGUAUGAAGAUGCAGUGAGCAAAUAUGAGGCGGUAAUGAAGACCGAGCCCAACGUGCACCAUUUCUCUCUUCUUGCCAAGGAGCGCAUCUGCCAUGCACUGGCGCAGAACCAGCAGGCUAGCAAAGCUAUCUCAGUGUGUAGUGAAGUCCUGGAGUCAGACCCGCACAAUGUCAACGUGCUGAAGGACAGAGCUGAGGCCUAUGUCCAAGAAGAGCAGUACGAGGAAGCUAUUAAGGACUACGAAAGUGCUGCCCAACACAGCGAGAAUGAUCGCCAGAUCAAAGAGGGCCUGGAGAGAGCUCAGCGACUUCUCAAACAGUCUCAGAAGCGGGAUUAUUAUAAGAUCUUGGGAGUGAAGAGAACGGCCCAGAAGAAGGAGAUUAUCAAAGCUUACAGGAAACUGGCACAGCAAUGGCAUCCAGACAACUUCCAGGAUCCAGAGGAGAAGAAGAAGGCGGAGAAGAAGUUCAUAGAUAUCGCUCAGGCUAAAGAGGUUCUCACUGACCCAGAGAUGAGAACUAAGUUUGACCACGGAGAAGACCCGAUGGACCCAGAGAGCCAGCAGGGUCACCGUCAUCAUCACUUCAAUGAAGGCUUCCACAACUUCCAGGGUUUCAAUCCAUUCGGCUCCGGACCCUUCAACUUUAAAUUCAACUUCAACUGAAGAUGUUUACAUCAGGAACAGCUGGACGGGACUUUUUUUCUUUUCCUUCCUAUUUAAAGGGGAGAACACCGGCACAAGGAAUGUCGGUCCAGACCAGUAGUCUUACAAGAAUAUGAAGCAAAUGGUGGCUUCAGUUCAAUGACCUUUAAGUAAAGAUGCAUCUUUGUUGUUGAUUGAUACAACUUUGAAUUCCGUUCGGGGAACGUCUGUUGCUAUGCAAACAAAUAUCUGCCACGUGUGAAGCAGCUUUUAUCCGUCAUGAGUAAGUGGUUAAUUCCACAUUACAUCCUUUCCAUGUAUUGUACACUCUAAAACUCUCAUCCAUUCAAAAGAAUCGAUUUGUACAUAGGUACAGUGCUAUUUUUAUAUGAAUGGAGUUUUUCUGAACUGUAAAUAAAGAGCUAUUUAUGUACAUUAAAU
Messenger RNA from Scomber scombrus (Atlantic mackerel), 2067 nucleotides. RefSeq names its product DnaJ (Hsp40) homolog, subfamily C, member 3a (gene dnajc3a). Gene Ontology annotation, molecular function: misfolded protein binding; protein-folding chaperone binding. Gene Ontology annotation, biological process: protein folding in endoplasmic reticulum. Lineage: Eukaryota; Metazoa; Chordata; Actinopteri; Scombriformes; Scombridae. The record is from RefSeq and is a predicted model, not a curated record. The coding region runs from base 136 to 1647 and encodes 503 amino acids. The transcript has 12 exons. Gene Ontology annotation, cellular component: endoplasmic reticulum.